Messenger RNA from Sugiyamaella lignohabitans, 1698 nucleotides. It is a transcript of the gene NAF1, whose product is annotated as Naf1p. Gene Ontology annotation, cellular component: sno(s)RNA-containing ribonucleoprotein complex. The record is from RefSeq and is a predicted model, not a curated record. The transcript has a single exon. Gene Ontology annotation, biological process: box H/ACA snoRNP assembly; ribosome biogenesis; pseudouridine synthesis. Bases 1 to 1698 code for a protein of 565 amino acids. Gene Ontology annotation, molecular function: RNA binding. Lineage: Eukaryota; Fungi; Ascomycota; Dipodascomycetes; Dipodascales; Trichomonascaceae.
AUGACAGAAACGGUCAGCUGUGACAAGAACAAGGCAAAUAUUAUUUCCGGUCCUAAUUCUGUUUUCUCCGAAGUGCUUCCAACGGAAUCUACUGAUGUACAGCUUUCUGAACAAUCUGACAAGGGAAUGUCCACAACUGAACAACAAAUUGAUGCAAGCACUAAUUUAAUAGCUGAAAAUAAUGGACUUUUAAAAGCGCAAGUGCCUCCAGUAUCAGAUAAUACAGAAAACUUGGAUACUGUACCCCCAACAGUGGAAGAAGAUAAAACUCAGCCAGAGUCAACCCCAAGUGUUGAUCUUGCAUUACCUGUGGCUAGCAAUGUAGACCCUGUUCCAGUGGAAACUGUGGACUCGACCAAAACUACCGAUUUCCUUGACCGUGCAUUGGCAGGAGAAGACUUGGCAUUCUCUUCUGACGAGGAGCAGGAAAGCAAAACAGCCGAUAGUCUAAGCUCAGAGCUUAAAUCAGCUGAUUCUGAUACAGCCUCGGAAAUGGAUGAACAAUCGGAGUCGGAAGAAGACUCGGAAAGCCAAUCCAGCUCAUCUUCAGGCUCAGAUUCCGAAUCUGACUCGGAUGACGAUAAUGACAACGCCUCAAAACAAAAGAAGGAUGCUAAUAUUGAUCUCAGCGAUGAGGAAGAUAAUGAUCAGAGUGGCCCUUUAAAAACGAAGAAUGAGAUAUUGGACGUACCAGCACCCACAGUCCCGACUGAUUUUCAUCUGACUGCUGACAUGCCUAUCCAGUAUGUUGGUGAACUGACACAGGUGGUAGAAAAAACAGCAAUCAUCAAAGCAGCGAUGUCCGGAGAGUUUCGUAUCCUUGGCGACGAUUCGAUAUUUUGCUUUGAAGAUCGACAACUUCUGGGAGUUUUGUUCGAAACUUUUGGACGUGUACAAGCACCUGUGUAUUCGGUAAAGUUCAAUUCUGAAGAAGAGGUAAAGUCACUCUUGCCAAGAAAAGGUCAAAAGGUUUACUAUGUUGUUCCUGCCUCAUCAUUUGUCCUGACUGAAACCGUACGGGCUGUAAAGGGUUCAGAUGCAAGUAAUUGGCAUGACGAAGAAGUUUCGGAACGUGAGCGAGAUUUCUCCGAUGACGAGAAGGAGCAAGAAAGCAAACAGCAAAAUAAAAAGAAGAGAAAGAGACAGCAUAAAGCGAAGGAGCGUGAUGAAAAUGCACCUCCUUCUCCAAAGAAUCAUAGCGGAGAAUCUGGCCACCGGUCAAGAGAUUUCAAGCCAAAUAAUACUCAGCAUAAUUGGCAGAAUCGUAGAAAUCCACCACAUCAGAACUCUAGUCAUGGAAAUUCAUAUCCUGGACACAUGCCCCCAUAUCCUCAAGCACCGUCACAACAAUAUUUUCCACCUAUGCCAUGGCUACCCAACCAGUAUGCUCCGCAUCAGUUCAAUUACGGAUUCCCUGUUCCGCCACCACUACCAGGAAUGCCAGGUAUGCCAGGUUUGCCAGGUAUGCCAGGAAUGCCAGGUAUGCCAAGUAUGCCAGGUAUGCCAAACAUGCCAGGCAUGCCAAAUAUGACCAAUGUACCAAUGAUGCCCCCUAUGAUGUCGCACCUUUCUAAUCAAUAUCAAGCACAGCAAGGACAGCAGGGACAACAGAGACCACGUCCUUCGGACAAUCAGAAUCGCCCAUCAGGAAACACGAGUGGUCUUCCCUAUGGAUACGACGAACCUUAUGUACCAUAA